Myotis daubentonii (Daubenton's bat) is the source of this 4110-nucleotide messenger RNA. It is a transcript of the gene NXPE3, whose product is annotated as neurexophilin and PC-esterase domain family member 3. The record is from RefSeq and is a predicted model, not a curated record. NCBI's taxonomy places the organism in Eukaryota, Metazoa, Chordata, Mammalia, Chiroptera, Vespertilionidae.
CGUGCCCAGCGGCCCGCAUCGCGGUGCCUGAGCUCUGCAUCGGUCACCCCCCUGCGCGGGGGAGCGCACGGCGGCGGGCGAUCGCGCUGGAGUCCUCUGAAGAAAAAUAUGCUGCUUAAAUGAAUCCCAGCUCCUCCUUUAUACCAAGAACUCUUAAGGAUGCUAGCAGAAGAAGAAGGUGAACUGAAAGCUCACCUGCAGCUCAGAAAAAUAAUAAAGACAUGGAGUUUUGAGAAGUGAAGGUAGCAUGGUGUUAGCCAUGGGUGAUCAAGACACAGCCAGAUAAUGUGGAUCAGUUUCUAUAAACUACGGCUUUUCUGCUGUCUGCUUGCAGUGUUGACGGUGGUGGUGCUUGUCAUCAAUGUUACUCAGGUAGAGUAUUUGGACCGUGAGACUGUCUCGGCCACAUUCAUUGACAGCAGCGGACAGUUUGUUUCCUCUCAGGUGACAGGGACUAGCCGGAACCCGUACUGCGGCUACGAACAUCAGACUCUCUCCAGCCAGGAGCGCGCGGAGGAGGACUCCUUGCUGACCGCCUUACAGAGGCAGAUCCCUGACGUGGGCCCUGUCCCCUUUGUGAAGAGCAGUGACCCUUCUUCCAGCUACUUUGUCAUCUUGAACUCUGCAGACUUCUUCAAGGUGGGAAGCCAGCUAGAGGUGCUGGUUCACGUACAGGAUUUUCAGAGGCAGCCCAAGAAGUAUGGUGGAGACUACCUGCAGGCCAGAAUCCACUCCCCGAAGCUGCAGGCAGGGGCUGUGGGCAGGGUGGUGGACUACCAGAAUGGCUUCUACAAGGUCUUCUUUACUUUGCUCUGGCCCGGCAAAGUUACAGUGUCCGUCUCUCUGGUCCACCCCAGUGAAGGGAUCAGAGUUCUUCAGCACCUACAGGAAGAGAAACCAGACAGGGUCUAUUUCAAGAGUCUCUUUCGUUCAGGAAGAAUUUCUGAAACUACUGAGUGCAACGUGUGUCUUCCUCGGCUCCUGCCCCUGUGUAACUUUACAGAUCUGUACACGGGCGAGCCCUGGUUCUGCUUCAAACCAAAGAAGCUUCCUUGCAGCAGCAGAAUCAACCAUUUCAAAGGCGGCUACCAGAAGGGCCUCCUGACCGCUGCCGAGAGCGCUUUCUUCCAGAGUGGUGUCAAUAUAAAAAUGCCAAUCAACUCCAGCGGACCUGAUUGGGUGACUGUAGUUCCCAGGAGAAUAAAAGAAUCUAACAACCUAGAACUAUCUCAAGGCUCAGGAACUUUUCCUUCGGGGCAUUAUUACAAAGAUCAGUGGAAGCCUAGAAACUUUAAGAUACGCCAGUUUAAUGACCCUGACAAUGUUACAGAAUGCUUGCAAAGGAAAGUGGUGUAUUUAUUUGGUGACUCAACAAUCAGGCAGUGGUUUGAAUACCUAACUACCUUUGUUCCAGAUUUAGUGGAGUUUAACUUGGGUAGCCCCAAGAAAGUGGGUCCCUUCCUUGCGGUGGACCAAAAGCACAACAUCCUGCUCAAGUACCGCUGCCACGGUCCACCCAUCCGCUUCACCACUGUCUUCAGCAGUGAGCUCCAUUAUGUGGCCAAUGAGCUGAAUGGUAUUGUGGGAGGGAAGAACACCGUGGUGGCCAUCGCUGUGUGGUCUCAUUUCAGCACCUUCCCCUUGGAAGUGUAUAUCCGGCGGCUCAGGAACAUCCGUCGAGCAGUGGUCCAGCUCUUGGAUCGAAGCCCUAAGACCGUGGUAGUUAUCCGGACAGCCAACGUCCAAGAGCUGGGGCCUGAGGCGAGCCUUUUCAGCAGUGACUGGUACAACUUUCAGCUGGACACCGUCCUUCGGAAGAUGUUCUCAGGGAUUGGAGUAUAUCUCGUUGAUGCCUGGGAGAUGACCCUAGCCCAUUAUCUACCCCAUAAGCUACAUCCGGAUGAAGUUAUUGUGAAGAACCAACUGGACAUGUUCUUGUCCUUUGUGUGCCCCUUGGAGACCUAGCCUGCCGUGAAGAGGACUGAAGGAAUUACUUUCAGUGACCUUUUCCAUCACCUGCAUUACAGAAAGUUAAUGGAUGUCCCUGUGGAGAUACGGCCAUCAUUGAUGUGUAAAAAAAAAAUUUUAAGAGCUGGACUUUAUAUAAUGACUUGUGAAGAGUUUAGAAAACACAGGUUACAUUAUAUCUAUGUAUAGGAUAUUUUCCAGGUUUGACUUAGUUACGGAGAACCAUCAACAGCAUCCACACACUGAUUGCCCUUUUAACCAAAGAUGCAAAUAAGUGUGUUUCAACUAGGUUCUCCUGGGAGAGGAGAUUACUGUGCUAAACAGUGUGAGAAAUGUUCUGAUCUAAAUGGAAGGGACAGUGGAGUGUUUGUAGCUUAUCCGGCAAAAGAGAUUGAGCACAUCAGCACGAGCAGCACCGUUGGUGCCUCUUCAACGGGCGAACUAACCAGGCUUAUAAUCAGUGGCUCCUGUAACACACUGAAGACUCCCGUGUCUCAGAGUUUCUCUUGAUCAUCUACUUUUUCUGAAUUACUUGAAAUGACCAGUGUCCUUGCUCAGAAUUUUUAGUGAAAUAUUUACAAUGUCCUGCUUUUAUCUAGAAAAAAAUCAAAAGGGAGCUAUGAAAACAGUAUGCAUAAAAUCUUUGUGUUCAGUUGAUAUUUGCAUGGGGUGAUUGUUACUUAUUUAAUUCAGCUAAACUUUACAUUAUGAAUACUUAGUCUAAAGUAACUACUUUUGGAACUGGAAAAGUGAAGACUGUAAACAGAAACGAAUUUUUCUGUUCUGAAAUUUGAGCGUUUCAAGAAUUGACUUUUAUGUAUAGAGUGCUAUUGUUUAUUAUAAAGUUGUGAAAAGUAUUUCCAUCUAUUUCAAGUGGGGUUUUGUUGUUGUUGUUGUUCUUGGUAUUUUUGUACCAGAUGUUAGACUUUGGUCCUUGAGUGUGGCUAAGGAAAGAAAUCAGACCCAAGAAACUCAAAUACAAGCAAAAAUUUAUUUACAAAGUAACAGGGGUUGAAUAAGUGAGUCAUAGAAGAAGUGAGCCAGCUGGCCUAUGUGGACUCAGUAAACAAGUUACCGAGGUAAAAGAAAAGAAGGGCCCUUGGAUUUUAGGAGAAAAAAAAAGGCAAAGAAAAUAUGCGUGGGAGAAGGAGGGAAAGGCUCAGGUGUGCUCCCAAGAGAGCCCACCUGGGGAAAGACGAGGGUAGGGAAAGGCACAGGCAUGCUGUAGAGUUGGGGGAGAGGGGAGGAGCGGGAACCUUUCUUCUGCCAAGGUACAUUUGGGUAUUUAUAACAUCAUUUGAAUCCUUUGUCUUAAGGGUUUUAAUCUGGAGGGCUCAAGGGAGGAUCUCAAUAGAAUAUAUAUCAGCUUUCCAGAUGUGUUCUUUCAAGGUCAUGGUUGGUGCCAGUGCAGGGGGUCAUUAGUCAUUGCAGCUGGUCCUGACGUCAGCCAUGGUGUCACCCCUGCCUGGCUUUGCUGCUUUUCUAGGCCUGGAGCUGAAACACAACUGAGGCCUACAUGUUAUCUCUAGUUUGACAGAAACUCUGUCUCUGUGGCUUUGCUCCUAAGAUUAUUUGAUGCAGGUCAGAAGCUCAUUGUCUUGAGGGCCUAAUGCUUAAGGAAGUAGUCGUGCAAGGGUUUGUAUGGGAGGCCUAUGAGGCUAUUCUCUGGCCCUGCCUUGUUCCUCCUCUAACGUGUCUACCACAUGACUAGCCGCGUGCCAGGGAAGGAGAGAUCGGGGAGGGUCUGAACCACAUGACCAGAAAUAUGAAGGUCAGGGGGUCUACACCCCAUGACCAGCCAUAUCCCAGGGGCGGAAAGGGAACUCUGGGGCCAAAAUCCCUUCAUGUAAUACUUGUCCUCCCAGUUUUUCCCAUUGCUAGGUACCCAGGCUUUCUGCCCUGAUGACCUUCUAUACCUGACCUGCUUUGCUCGUACCUGCCUAACUGCCUACCAUAUCAUUUUCAAUUGGAUACCAAAAUUAGAAAUCAAAAUUAAUUAGAAAUUAAGGUUAGAUAUUGAAUCCUAUGACAGGUUUUUCUUGAUUUGGGCAUAAUAUACAUAUAAUUCUCUCAUGCUUGGAAGUCAAAAGCUGCUGUUUUUACUGGCUAUCUUAAAAUAAAUGGUACUUGACUAAAUUUAAA